This is a messenger RNA of Adineta ricciae, 1482 nucleotides long. The record is from the annotation of a GenBank genome assembly. NCBI's taxonomy places the organism in Eukaryota, Metazoa, Rotifera, Eurotatoria, Adinetida, Adinetidae.
AUGACAUCGGUUCGCUUUCAUUUCUCGGUUGUGAAAAACAGUAACAGCACACAAAAAAAGUAUACAACAUCUAUGGUUGUCGAUACUGCCAGUUUAACAUGGAUAUUAGUUGCCACAGCGAUGAUAUGGAUUAUGCUUCCUGGCAUUGGGUUAUUCUAUUCAGGCAUGACAAAACGUAAAAGUGCGCUGUCACUUUUAUGGUUAAGUUUUAUGUCAUUGUCUGUGACUUCAUUUCAGUGGUUUCUAUUUGGUUAUUCACUAACCUUCAGCGUGUCAGGAUCACGAUUCGUUGGUAAUUUUGCAAAUGUUGCCAUGAUUAACGUUCUUGAUGGACCAGCGCUUGGGUCGUUAGAUGUACCAGACAUCGUGUUCUGUGUAUUUGAAUUGAUGUUUGCUGCAACAGCAACAACAAUCGUUACAGGAGCUGUAUGUGAGCGAGGUCGAAUGUGGCCAACCAUUGCCUUCGUCUUUGUUUGGUGUACAUUGGUCUACAACAUCGUAGCGUAUUGGACUUGGGCACCGAAUGGAUGGGCAUGUGUUCUUGGCGUAUUAGAUUUUGCUGGUGGUACUCCUGUUCAUAUUGCUGCUGGAACCUCGUCUCUUGUCUACAGUUUAGUCAUUGGUAAACGUCAGCCCGUCACUGAUGUUGAACAAAACCGACCACAUAAUAUAAAUAAUAUAUUUCUUGGUACUACUCUAUCGUGGUUUGGUUGGUUUGGCUUCAAUGGUGGUAGCGGAUUGAAAAUUAGCAGUCGUGCUGUCUUAGCAUGUGUUGUCACUAAUCUAGCAGCUUGCGUUGGUGGAUUUACUUGGUGUAUGCUGGACUACCUACUAUUGAAACCAAGAUUUAAAUUUACACUUUUUGGAUUUUGCAUGGGCUCGAUGGCUGGUCUGGUAUGCAUCACACCUGCUUCUGGCUUUGUCGGUGCUCCGGCUUCGCUUGCCAUUGGUUUUCUUGGCAGUGUUUGUGUAUAUUUCGGUCGUAAACUGAAAGUUCUUUUCAAAAUUGACGACGCCUUCGAUAUCUUUGCGCAACAUGGUAUCGGAGGCUUUGUCGGAUGUAUACUAACUGGUAUAUUCGCUCAAAAAUAUAUUCCUGCGCUUGAUCAAAUAUCUAUUGCCGGUGGAUGGCUGGAUGGCAAUUGGAUACAACUAGCCUAUCAACUAGCAAUUGCAUCUGCCGGAUUUGCUUGGAGUUUUGUUAUAACCUUGAUUUUGUUGUUAAUUAUGGAUAGAAUACCCGGUUUAAAGCUUCGUACAACUGAAGAUGGAGAAAUGCAAGGAAUUGAUUAUGAUCAGUUCAAUGAGUAUACGCAUGAUUAUAUCAACUUUCAACGAGAAAUUUAUCCAAUUAAAUCAUCAUCUGCGAGCAGUGUUAUUACAAUUCAAACAGUCAAUAAUCAAAAUUCAGCGCAGAGAAGGAACAAUGAAGUCAAACUCGUUACAAUAGGUUCUACAUCGCCUGUAGAAGAUGUUUGGUAA